Molecule: messenger RNA, 774 nt
Organism: Didymodactylos carnosus
Lineage: Eukaryota; Metazoa; Rotifera; Eurotatoria; Philodinida; Philodinidae
Source: the annotation of a GenBank genome assembly
AUGGCUUCUUCAUCAGAUGAAACGUACGAAAGUGUUGGCCUCGUCAAACCAGAGGUUUAUGUCUAUGUAAUACCGCCGCGUCAAUCAACAACACGUAAACAUCGUGCAGCUGACUGGAAAUUAGACCAACCAAAUUUUAUUUGUCGUUUAAAAGUCAUAUCCAAAGCUGAUCAAUGUCUUAUUCGUUUAGAAGAUCGAAAUACAGGUCAACAUUUUGCCACAUGUCCAGUUGAAUCUUACCCGUCGAUAGCAGUUGAGAAUGUCGAAGAUUCUACAAGAUAUUUUGUUAUUCGUGUUCAAAACGAUAAUGGUCAACAAGCAUUUCUUGGCAUGGGUUUUAAUGAUCGUAGUGAUUCAUUUGAUUUUAAUGUCGCUUUACAAGAUCAUUUUAAAUACUUAAAACAAGCAAAACAAAUUGAACAAGAGCAAAAACAUCCUGAACAGGUCACUGAUCGACAACCAAAAUUAGAUUUGAGUUUCAAAGAAGGACAGACAAUAAAAAUUAAUUUGAAAAGUGGCGCAACGGGCAAUGAAACAGAACGUAAAUCAGCAGUUCAAAAGAAAAAUGUAAUUAAUAGCGGAGAUAACAAUAUUGCCCUACUACCACCACCACCUGGUUCAACAAUUCCAAAACUCACACCACCACCAAAAGCACCAACAUCAGUUACUAUGCCAGUAGCAACUGAACAACAGCCGAAACAGGAAGUUAUUCCUCCAUCAACUACAAACAACAAUUCGAACAUUCAUUCUGAUCUAAGUUGGAUGCAAUUUUAA